Molecule: messenger RNA, 2128 nt
Organism: Candoia aspera
Lineage: Eukaryota; Metazoa; Chordata; Lepidosauria; Squamata; Candoiidae
Product: P2Y purinoceptor 1-like
Exons: 1
Coding region: 624-1694 (356 amino acids)
Biological process (GO): G protein-coupled receptor signaling pathway
Cellular component (GO): membrane
Molecular function (GO): neuropeptide receptor activity
Source: RefSeq, a predicted model, not a curated record
CGCCCCGCCCUGCCUUCUUUGGCCGCAGCUUGUCCCCGCGAAGCUUCGCCGGGCGGCGAGCAGCUUUCAUCGGCCUGCCGGCUCAGCGCGGGAACCUCGGCUCGCAGGCGCCUCAGGCGCCGAGCUCGCCCGGCGCGCGGCGACUCUCCGGAGCGUGAGGAGGAGCCAGAGGAUCUGGGUCGACGGCGGGCACGGAGAUCAGAACCACGGCCGCGGAGUUAUCCUGCUUCGCUUUCCUUCCCUCCCUCCCACCACCUUCGAAUGCUUGCAGUCUUUCGACGGAGAAAACAGAAUCCUGGUGGUUUUUCCUCCCUUCCGCGGGGUUUCCAAACUGCCCCAAGUCUAUCUUCUGAAGCCUCAUCGCUUUCUUUCCACUGGCAAAAUCCCUUCUGUAUCUACCAUCCACCCCCGGUUUGAUUGCCAGGUUCUGCUCUUCUAAAGACCCUCCACUGUUGACACCCCAUUUUCCUUUGCUCUUCCUCCAUGUUCCCUCUCCUGAUGCUUUCCUUUGAGAAAUCAGAUUCCAUCCUGCUCCUUUCCCUACUUGCCUUAGAGAAGACUCCCCUUCCCUAGAUCCAUUCCCCGACUUUCUCUUGCCCUCUCCAAAGUUCAUCAUAGACAGGAUGGAAGCAGUUAAUCAAGUCAACUCUAGCCGCAACUCCACUAACAUUGAUGUUCUGUGCCCAGUUAAUACAGAUUUCACCCAAUGGUUCCUGCCCUCUUUCUACCUCGUUCUGUCCCUCUUGGGGCUUUUGGGAAAUGGACUGGGCUUGUGGACCUUAUGCAGAAGUUCAUGGAAGAACCGUUGGAAUUCCUUCAGUGUGCUGUUGUGUAACUUAGGAAUUGCAGACUUGCUUUAUGUGGUUACGCUGCCCUUCCUUGUGUCCUACUACCUCCAGGGACAUGUAUGGCUCUUUGGCCAAAGCUGGUGCAAGCUAACCCGACUUCUCUUCCAUGUCAACCUCUAUGCCAGCAUUGGCUUUCUGACCUGCAUCAGUGUUCAUCGUUACCUGCACAUCGUGUAUCCACUGAAGAUGAUGGGAAGAUGUCAGACCCUUGGCUCUUCUGUCUCUCUGAGUGUUUUGGUUUGGGUCUGGGUCAUGAUUCAGCUUUCUCCUGAUUUAACUUUCAACAAAAUGGACCCAAAGGGUGAGAAGUGCCAUGACUCAACAGAACAUGAAAACCUGGAGCGUUAUCUAUUAUACUUUCUAACUUUAACAGUGACCAGCUUUGCUAUUCCUUUCUUCAUCAUCUCUGGGUGCUAUUGUCAUGUGGUCAUUGUCCUCAGGAAAAACAAAAACAUAGAUCCGAUCCUCAGAUGGAAGAGCAUCAGAUUGGUGGUUAUGGUGAUGGCACUUUUCUAUGUCUGCUUCCUCCCCUAUCACAUCUUUAGGAACCUUAACUUGCUGUCUCGAAGGUGGCAAAAACAGGGAACUUGCAAUCAGACUUUAAGGAACAUUUAUAUCUUCUACCAAGUGACUCGAGUCUUGGCUAGUCUGAAUAGUGUCCUGAACCCUUUGUUAUACCUGCUGGCCGGUGAGGAUUUGGGGGUGCAGUUGAGAACAUUUGGUAGAAGUAUCAGACUGAAUCUGAAGACUGUUCGGCAGGGCAAAGUCCAAUACCGUUUGGAACGAAGUAAAUCAAAUGCUGUGUUUGAUGAAGAAUGUGAGGAGACACUAUCUAGUGAUCUCUGAGUGAUUUUUUAAAAGGACAUACCAUAAAUGCCUACCUCCCUCUUUUCCAACAUUCCUGCCUUUGGAUGGAUACAGGUAUUAAUCUUUUAAUAGAGUUGGAAAAUUGGGUUUGGAGAACAAGCAAGAAGCUGUGAAGUGAGAAUGAAUAGAAUGCUAUGGGACAAUACCAUAAAAGGUAAACAACUAAGUUUGACGGGCCUGUAGUUUUAUCACAUGCCUGAUUUAAUCUUUAACUCUGAUGGCUAGCCCUACCUUCAUUAGUUUAUUAAAUGUGUAUUUUCUGGGGGAGGCCCUCUGUUUUUGAGGAGUUUGGCAUUUUAAAAAAUUGCUGGAUUGAAAACACUAUAUACGCAUUUUGUGUACUAUUACUCCUUUCUCUGGGUGUGUGUUUAUGGUGGCAGCGGGAGGCCAUAUAAGACUCAAACCAGAAGAUA